UUACACGGACAAUUACCCAUGUCAAGCCAUCUUGUUAGGCUUCAGCAUCAUCAAGCUCGACAAAACCAACUAUAUCGAACAGGCAGUAAUUCGUCUCUACGAUCAGGAGAAUCAAAUCAACAAUAUACGACAGGCGCAACAGAAAAUGCUAAUGGUGGACAUGGAUCCAUUAUUUCUGGUUCUAUUCUCUCUGGGGGAGCUAGUAAUAUCCGUUCUGGCUCAAAAUUAGAUUAUAAUCAAACAGCACAUGUACCAUUUGAAGUUCUGGUAUCUGCUCAAAGAGAUUCAAAUGAAAAUGGCUAUGGUAUUACAGGUUCAGUUAUAGGAAGUAAUCAGAUACAAAAUGGCUCGUAUGUUGGCCGACCCGGAUAUGCAAUGCGAAGUGCUAGUAUAGUCAGUUAUCAGCCCUCUACGAUUGCUGGAAAGUCGACUCAAGGUGGAAGAUCUCUUAAUAGUGCAAGUCAUUUAAAAUUGUCACGAAGUUUAGGAGCUUCAAAAGUGAGAUUCAUUUUUAUUUUCUUUACCAAAUUAUGCCAACAUCGUCGUAGACGGCCUAAGAAGGCUCGAGUUCUUAGCAAAAAUCUUUCUUUCAAUCUCUGUUCAAUCGGCCAGGCAUCUUUGGCAACUGCUAAAAGCGGGCGUUCUACAAUCCAGGCUGAACAUCAUGAUAUGAAAAUCCAGAACCGUCUAAACGCCGUCACCUUCGGAAAAGCUCGCACGCCUUACAUUUGGGCAGUUGUUUGUUUCUGUCUCUUUGGUAUCUCUCUCUUUAUUGGAAUCCUCAUCCUUUGCUUGCGCCACAUUUAUAUGAACAUUCAACUCUCUUUGGAUGUUGGUGAAAUGACCGGACCGAUGAUCUGCGCCCUUUCCUUCGUAUUCUUUGGUAUCGGCAUGAAGUUCUACUAUGAUGCCUACAAAUUGGGAGCUCAAGAAAGACGAAGAUUAAAGGUAGCAAAGAAAGAGCAUUAG
Molecule: messenger RNA, 969 nt
Organism: Protopolystoma xenopodis
Lineage: Eukaryota; Metazoa; Platyhelminthes; Monogenea; Polystomatidea; Polystomatidae
Source: the annotation of a GenBank genome assembly